This is a messenger RNA of Hemibagrus wyckioides, 4807 nucleotides long. Its product is annotated as mannosyl-oligosaccharide 1,2-alpha-mannosidase IA. Lineage: Eukaryota; Metazoa; Chordata; Actinopteri; Siluriformes; Bagridae. The record is from RefSeq and is a predicted model, not a curated record. The coding region runs from base 932 to 2875 and encodes 647 amino acids. Gene Ontology annotation, biological process: N-glycan processing; carbohydrate metabolic process. Gene Ontology annotation, cellular component: Golgi membrane; extracellular exosome; endoplasmic reticulum. The transcript is spliced from 12 exons. Gene Ontology annotation, molecular function: calcium ion binding; mannosyl-oligosaccharide 1,2-alpha-mannosidase activity.
GAUCAAACGCGCUUUGCGGCGGACCGGGCGGUCGCAGCCUCGCGCCUCCCAUCUCUCUGGAUAUUUACGGGAUUUCUACUGUUCGGUUACGUUCGGUUUUCUGGUCAGGCUUCACAUCAAGAGCCACAUUUCGCUCCGUUAUUCCAUAUUCCAUCCGGACCGGAAGAAAGACGCGGCAUCGUCGGAUUACAUUCCCGUUACUGCACAGCGAUCCGACUCUCUCCGCUUCUCUGUGCGAAACAUUCCGGGAAUCCAGACCACCUCUGUGCACACAUCGCAGAUUUCUUUCCUUCUUUCUUUCUUUCUAUCCAUCUUUCUUUAUUUUUGGACAGGGACGACCACGUUUAGUUGAUAAACAGAGCAAGAGAGAGAAAGAGAGAAAAGAUAACGAGGAAUAGAUCACUUUGUGCAUCACGCCAUGCGUUUAAAAUCCGAUCCUGAACCGGAUCCUGACCCGGUUUUCACUCAUUAACGCCGGGAUUAAUAGCGUGGAUAAAAGCGGGAAACGUCAUGCAACGUCAUGUUGCCGUUUUGGGCAUUUAUCCAACUGUCACUGAUAUGAUGAUUGGGUGAUCGAGCUGUCGGAGACAAACUUAACGGUCCGGCUGUGGUCACGCUUUAGCGGAUUUAAACCGCCACGCUCGAGCACACUCCGGGUCAUGUCGUGCUUCUGCACCGCACCAAACAAUAUUCAGUUGUAGUUACUACUCUCUGCACUCCGGAUUGUCUGUUCUUACGGAAAGUUAGCGGAACCGAAAUCCAUCCGGAGCGCGAUGACGCGCGUGCAGAGACACGGAGAGGGAGGGAGAGCGCGCGAUGAGGCUCGCGCACUCUGAUAAAGCCACUACCCCAAACUUUGUCAUUCAUUCACGCAGCCGGUGUCUCUUAAAGCCGGUUGGCAGAGAGCAUACUCACUCUGUCGGCGGUGUAAAUGGCGUUCCGGAAGUUACCCGGUGUGCCCGUGUCAGCCAUGGGCCUCCGCUUGUCCCAGAAAUUCGCCUUUCUGCUUUUUCUCUCCGGUUUGGUCACGCUGUGCCUCGGGGCUCUGUUUUUCCUUCCCGACUCCGUUCGCCUCAAGCGCUUUUUCCUGCCCAAGACCGAGAGCGCGAGCGCGAACACGGCGGCGACCCAGAGCGGCGCGAUCGUCGAGCUCGCGGAGAAGGCGCGCGCUGACCGGGAGCGCCAGGAGCGCGAGCGCAGCGCCCCGUUUAAGCCCGAGCCGAACGGCAAGCUCAGAGUGAGCCGAAAGCCGUCCGUGACGCGCGGCGAUGCCACCGGCGGCACCGUGGAGAGACCCCUGGGAGCGCGCGAGGAGCGCAGGGCGAGAACGCAGCGCGGGGACGCGACCGAAGGCACCACAGCUGGACGCGCCAAAGGCUACGCUUAUGACACGUUCCGAAAGUGUUUGCUCAAACCUGCGCUGGGGAAUGACCGAGGAAGACCGUCAGACCAACAAACUGUACAGAGGAGGGAUAAAGUCAGAGAGAUGAUGAAGUUCGCCUGGGACAGCUACAGACGUUACGCAUGGGGCCAGAACGAGCUCAGGCCGCUCACCAAGAACGGCCACAUCGGCAACAUGUUCGGGGGUCUGCGAGGGGCCACCAUUGUGGAUUCUCUGGAUACACUGUACAUCAUGGGUCUAACGGAGGAUUAUAAAGAGGCUAAAGAGUGGAUACGCACCAGCCUGGACCUGGAUUUGAGUGGAGAGGCUUCUGUCUUCGAGGUGAAUAUCCGGUACGUUGGAGGCCUGCUGUCUGCAUAUUACCUGACCGGAGAAGAGGUGUUUAAGCAGAAGGUGCUGGAGCUCGGUGAGAAGCUGCUGCCGGCAUUCAACACUCCGACUGGCAUCCCACGAGGAGUCAUUAACCUGGGCAGUGGCACCAGUUGGAACUGGGGAUGGGCGUCAGCCGGGAGCAGCAUCCUGGCUGAAUUUGGGACUCUGCACCUGGAAUUCAUGCACCUGACGGAACUUUCCGGAAAUCCCAUUUUCACAGAGAAGGUGAUGAACAUCCGAAAGCUGCUGGACAGGAUCGAGAAGCCACAGGGCCUGUACCCCAAUUUCCUUAGCCCUGUCAGCGGGAACUGGGUCCAACAUCACGUUUCUCUCGGAGGCCUGGGAGACAGCUUCUACGAGUACCUGAUCAAAUCAUACCUGAUGUCAGACAAGACGGAUGAGGAAGCUAAGCGCAUGUACUACAGCGCUCUAGAGGCAAUAGAGACCAACUUGGUGCAGAAAUCUUCAGGAGGUCUUACAUACGUGGCUGAAUGGAGAGGCGGAAUUCUCGACCAUAAGAUGGGGCAUCUGGCUUGUUUCGCCGGUGGGAUGGUGGGCAUCGGGGCAGACGAUGGCAUUCCAGAAAAGAGGCAGCACUACCUAGACCUGGCAGCCGAGAUCACAAACACGUGCCAUGAGUCUUACAGUCGCUCAGCCACGAAGCUCGGCCCCGAGGCGUUCCGCUUCGACGGAGGUGAAGAGGCGACGGCCACCAGACUGAGCGAUCGCUACUACAUCCUGAGGCCAGAGGUCAUCGAGAGCUACAUGUACAUGUGGCGUCUGACUCAUGAUCCCAAGUACAGGGAGUGGGGCUGGCAGGCAGUGGAGGCGUUGGAGAAAUUCUGCCGAGUCGAAGGAGGAUUUUCGGGGAUCAGAGACGUCUACGCUAGUACGGUCAGCCAUGACAACAUGCAGCAGAGCUUCUUCCUGUCUGAAACGCUGAAAUAUCUGUACCUGCUUUUCUCCGACGAUGACCUGCUGCCUCUGGAUGACUGGGUUUUCAACACCGAGGCUCAUCCUUUACCCAUCGUCCGCAAGAGCUGCUUAGAAGAGCGCCACAGUGGCACCACACGAGACACGCAACACACACAUCUAAUGUAACCUGCAAUGACACACCCUGAUACACACAUGCACAGCGAGGCAGGGCCUGGGGUUUCAGCGUCUCUGCCCGCAGCUCUCUCGGCUCCUUCUCCUGUAAAGGAUCUGGCGCUGCACGCUGUGAUUGUAACAUCUGAGCCGGGACAUUCUCUGUGGACAAUCAAAAUGAAAAUUACUUUUGUGACAAGAGCACCUUUGUUCCCUUCUUUCUUUCCUCUGUGAGGAAAAUGGAAUAUUCUUCAAGCCCAGAUUGGCGGGGUGGGCACCGCCUCAUCGCGGGCUACUUUGCGAGAAAGAGAAAAUCGCUUCACUCUUCUUCAGCACUCUGUUAAUUCUGUCCAUCUUUUUACUCUUUUUUACAAGCUAGUAACAGGCAAUUUGUGGAUGAUUUGUUUUUAUUAAAUGACUCUUUCAAGUGAUUUGCAAGCUCAAAAAAAAAAUAUGAAAGCAACAAAAUUUCAGCAGAGUGAACUUAUAUUCUUUUUUUUCUUCCAAAAAUCAGUACAUAACCCUGCUACCAUUAACCAGUUUGCCUUCCUGUUGUCUUACCUGAUUUAUGUCAUAACCGUAUCUGCAUCCUUAUCUUCCUUCUGUUACCAGAUCUGCACCCCCAGUCAUCUGCAUUCUUGGUGUCCUUGCCUGAUCUGCAGUCAUAACCUGAUCGGACCCUUGAAUCUCUGUCCUGUCAGUGUUGUUCCCUUGUGUUUUAACCCAAUAUGGAUUACUUGUGUCUUUACCCAAUCUGUGUCCCCCAUGCUCUAAGUCUGUGUCAUAACUCAUAAUAUUUUUUACUGCACAUCAUCACCCAAUCAGCAUCUCCUGUGUCAUUAGCCAAUUUGGCUGUGACCCAAUCUGCAUCCUGCUUCACUACCCAAUCUGUAUCUACUGUGUUGAAACCCAAUCUGCAACACCUGUGUUGUCACUCAACCAACCCAAGUCUCUUUUGCUGUGUUUGUUACAUGAUCCACAGUCCUUGUGUCAUUAAUCAAGCUAUGUCCCCUGUAUCAGUAGCCAGUCAGUGUCCAUGGAGAUGUUAUUAUAUCUUUUGUAAGCCAGUCUGCACUUCUCGUUUUAUUACCUGAUUGCACUCUGUCCAGAUCUGAGUGCCCUAUGUUAGAACCCCUCUGCGUCCCAGUGUAAUUACCCAAUCUUCAUCCGUGUUAUAGCCCAAUCUGGAUCUCAGUGUAAUUACCCAAUCUGUAUCCCAGUGUCAUUAGUCAAUUUUCACCCAUGUCAUUACCCAGUCUGCAUCCAAGUGCUAUUAAGUAAUCUGCAUCCCAUUGUCAUUACCCAAAUCUGCAUCCCAGUGUCAUUACCCAAAUCUGCAUCCCAGUGUCAUUACCCAAAACUGCAUCACAAUGUCAUAACCCAGUCUGCAUCCCAGUGUCAUUACCCAAUCUGCGUCACCCUCGUGAUUUCCCAAUCUGUGUCCUCUAUGUCGCUAUUUAAGACUUUCACUAGUUUUCACAUAGAUUUCAUUCAUCAAACAAAGCAAAAAAAAAUCUAAUAUCGAUUCACAAAAACGGUUCAUUCCCAUGGUGCGUGACUAAAACGUCCAUCAUUCCAACGUACAGAAUAUUUGUCCAAAACUUUUCAGGCAUCGAUAUUCCGAUUUUGCUUUGCUUACUUGUUUUGGUGUUUUGUUUGCUUUUCACAAAAUAACUAAAUAAAUAAAUAAACCUAGGUGUCUGAAAUCUUGCGAGGGGGUGGGGGGGGCGAAAUAAGUACAGAAACUCAAAGGUGGAUUUGAAAUAUUGUUUUGUACGAUAUUUCCUUUGAACAGUAUCAGAAGCAGAGUGCAUAUGAGAGUAGAGAACCAAGAGAGCAUUGUGUCAUGCUUCAAAGAGAGGCAUGGUCAAGUUCAAAAACAGAUAUAUAGGGGAAUACACACACACACACAUAUAUAUAUAUAUAUAUAUAUAUAUAUAUAUAUAU